Neodiprion virginianus is the source of this 723-nucleotide messenger RNA. RefSeq names its product ejaculatory bulb-specific protein 3-like. The transcript has 3 exons. The record is from RefSeq and is a predicted model, not a curated record. NCBI's taxonomy places the organism in Eukaryota, Metazoa, Arthropoda, Insecta, Hymenoptera, Diprionidae. Bases 118 to 531 code for a protein of 137 amino acids.
CAGAAUAAAGGCUUGCCUGAAGGGGGCCAACUUCGAUGCAAGCUACUGCGUUGGAUCGGGUGAGAGCCACCUAUAAAACGAAGGUUGAAAGUUCCGUUUCGCUUACUUCGGUUUGACAUGGCCUCUAGAGUGCUCGCCCUGACAGUGGUGUGCUUCCUGGUGAUCGUCGCCUCGACUCAAGUUCGGGGUUACAUUUGGCCGAAGCAGAACACCUAUUCGACCCGAUGGGACAAGGUCAACAUCGACGACAUCCUGGACAGCACGCGACUCCUGCAAUACUAUUUCAAGUGCUUGAUGGGAACUGGUCCGUGCCCUCCUGACGGCCAGGAGCUUAAGAGGGUGCUGCCGGAAGCGUUGGAAACCGCCUGCGCGAAAUGCACCAAGAGUCAAAUGGAAGGAGCGGCCAAGGUCAUACGAUUUCUGAGAGAAAACCGGCAGGACGAGUGGGAUCAGCUUUGUGGAAAGUAUGACCCGGACGGAAAGUAUCGUCAAAAAUACAUCGAACCAUCUCCGGAUAACAACACGGCUUGAAAGUUGUUGCCUCAUUCUACAGAUGGUUCCUUCAUUUUUUCAAUAUUCGCUUUCCCUUUCCUCUGUGCGUCUCUCUCACAUCUGUCAUGUACAUGCCAUUUUUAUUUUUAUACCUAGAUAUAUAGAAUAUUUAUACUACCUUUUUCUCAAACCUGAUUUUUUUAUUACUCAGUUUUUUCACCAACUCCUGAA